CAAUUUACAGUUGGCCAUCCCUAGUUCAGGACUUCAACCUCUGCUGAUUUAGCAAGAAGAACGGCUGAGCUCAAAAUGACCGAAAAGUUUGAGCUCUUUGUCCCAAAACUAGAGGAAUUAUCUGAAGUGUUGCAGAAUGGACUGAAGGAAAACUUCGCUGAUGUGCACGUUUCUGUGGUUGAAUGUCCAGAUCUUUCCCAGGAUCCAUUUAGGUUUCCAGCCAAGGGAAUUUGUGGUAAACCUCGGAUAACGGAUGUAGGAGGUGUGCCAUAUCUGAUUCCCGUGGCACAGCUGGAUAAGGUCUAUGACAUGGACACUGUUGCUAAGGAAGUAGAACUACCUGGAGCGUUCAUUCUUGGGGCAGGGGCCACUUCAUCUAAAAGUGUAGGAAUGAACGCUGAGCUGAUACCUCUGGUUCGAACAGAAAAUGAUGGGAUGUCAGCAGUGAACGGGAGCUACUAUGCAUCUAUCAAUCCGGUUGAUGACAAAUGCCUGCUGGAGAAAUACAGUGAUAAGUUCAAAGAUUUUGGUUUUGGACUCCUUGCUAAUCUUUACGCAUGCGAAGGGAAAUCUGGAAAGGUUAUAGAAGUAAAAGCCAGCAGGAGAACUGGAGCGAUCAGUCUCGUGACCAGUAUGAGGAAGACACUAGAGAUACAUUACAAUGACAAAUAUAUUGCAAUGGGAGGAACCUUUGUGAUUCAGAAAGGGAAAGCCAAGACUCAUGUUAUGCCCCGAGAAUUCUCCGCGUGCCCUCUCCGCACGGGCGAGGAAGUGAACAAGUGGCUGAAACAUUUUGAAAUGAGCGCCCCGCUCAUCUGCCAGUCGGUGCUCGUGUCCCAGGAUCCCGGACUGGACCUGCGACUCGAACACACCCACUGCUUUAGUCAUCAUGGAGAAGGAGGGCACUACUACACUGACACCACCCCAGACACAGUGGAGUAUCUGGGCUACUUCCUGCCUGCCGAGUUCGUGUACCGCAUCGACCGGCCUAAGAUCACCCAUGACAUCGGGCGGGACUGAAAUCCGGAAGAAAGGGAUUCACCUUUGUUAGAUGAUCAUGAUUUUUAAAAAAGUCAGAAACUCAACAUUUAUUCCUCUUCAUUUACUCAAAGGGCUCCGUAUUAUGUCCUUACCAGUCAUUUGUCUCUUUGUUGACUAAGACAAAUGUGUGUAUAAAAUGCAUUGAUUCUUAUUAGCUGCUGCAAAAAAAAUAAACAUUCAUAAAUUACUUUGA
This is a messenger RNA of Lepisosteus oculatus (spotted gar), 1234 nucleotides long. RefSeq names its product chromosome 26 C11orf54 homolog (gene bkgd). The record is from RefSeq and is a predicted model, not a curated record. NCBI's taxonomy places the organism in Eukaryota, Metazoa, Chordata, Actinopteri, Semionotiformes, Lepisosteidae. Gene Ontology annotation, molecular function: hydrolase activity, acting on ester bonds; zinc ion binding. Gene Ontology annotation, cellular component: nucleus.